UAAGAACUGAUAACAGCAGGUGAAAUGUAAAUGUCAAAUAAAUGGGCGGAGACAAUCCAGCUCAAACAAAUUUCACUUUAAACAAAAUUUGGUGAAAAGUAUUCAAGAAGAAAAGUAAGUUCCAUUGUUUUAAAAGUUUACGCUUAUAUAAGAUAUUAUACAGAAACCACAGUAGUAUGAAUAAUGGCUGAUCUACCUAGAUGGGAAUACGUACUUAUUAUUAUAUGUGCUGAAGUUAUAGUGGCUGUUAUCGUUACUCUUCUUAUCUGUUGGAAAUGUAGAUGGUCAAAGAAGGAUGAUUUAAAAGAAGAAAAGAGACCUUUGCCCAUGCCAGAAGUGGAUGAUGUAAUGGAUGAUAUGUUUAAGAAAGACAACCUAAUUGUAGUUGGUCAUGCUCCUUUACGUCACGAGUUUACGUAUUCGUCCAAAAAAGUAGCUUUUCCUGACAAACAAGAUGCCUCGUCUGCCUACACAAAUUUUGCGUUUGUCAAUAUCGCCAACAAAACAACAAAGUUAAACGAAUCAGUAACUCCAAAUACAGCAGAAAGCGAAGAUAUACAAUCAAAAGACAAUCAUACAGAAAAAGCCGUAGGAGCUGCAAUUGUAUAUAAUGACAAAACGUCUAGACAAAGUCAACAACAAGCUUUGUCUGUAGCAACUCAGCAUACACCAGACAAUGUUUCGAGACAAUCAACAAUGGUCCAAAAUUCUAAACGUCCAGACUCUAUCACGAUGGGAAAUGCAAUUUAUGUUGUUAAUAACCAGUUGCUCACAACCAAUCACCAGCCUUCACCUAGUGCAAGUGAAAGCUCACGACUCACACCUGUUGAGUUCGAAAUGAAUGUAAUGGAUUCCCCCGGAAUAGGUAAUUCACCAAUGAUCCCUCGUCACAGCGUUCUUCCGUUAUCUCCUUUGAUUGUUCAAAGUGUUGACGCAGCACCGAUUGAAAUGGAACCUGUGAUGUCAACACAGCCACACACACUACAACCCUCCGCAUGGAGACAGUUCAACCGAGAGUUAGACCUCCUGAGAUCUCCACCACCCAGUUACCAGUCAGCAACAGGACGUAGAACCAAUCCAUUUAUGGGGCAACCAGUUAUGUUGGUUGAAGCAGAUUAUUAAACAUGACCAACUUUAAUAACAGUACAAAACGUCAGAAGUUAAUGUGAACGUGCAUAAUUCUGUUGCAGAACUUGUCAAUUAUUGAACACUUUUGUUCAUUUGUGUAGAUAAUUUUGUAUACUAUUUAUUAAGACAAAGAAAUGAUAUGUUUGAAGUUUAUUAUAAUGUUUACAACAGAUUUAAGUCUUUGAACUUACAUUUACUGUAUUAUUAAUUUCUACUAGGAAAUUAAAUCCGUACUUCGCACAAACAAGUCUGUGUAAACUAUGAAAAAACAAUUUCAGGACUUUGACUUUGAUAAAUGAAUUCAAAAUACAAAUAAAUGGCAGUAACUGUUAAUGUUACCGAUAUCGUCAGAAACAAUUUAGGAUUCGAAUUUUGUUACUUUUUAAUUGUACCUUUUUUUAAUAAACAUUUUUAUCUUA
Mytilus trossulus (common blue mussel) is the source of this 1547-nucleotide messenger RNA. RefSeq lists its product as uncharacterized. Lineage: Eukaryota; Metazoa; Mollusca; Bivalvia; Mytilida; Mytilidae. Bases 184 to 1122 code for a protein of 312 amino acids. The record is from RefSeq and is a predicted model, not a curated record. The transcript is spliced from 4 exons.